CAUUAACCUCGAAACCUCAGCACUAGGACAAUAACUAACGAUGUUGUUUUCUAACCUCCCAAAUGAAUUGGUUCAAGAGAUCCCUAUCGCGGCUGUUCGAUUACGCGUGAGUAAAAUUAGUUUUGGUAGGAGUAGUGUCGAACGCGCUCUCCGAUUACGACCCGUUAGCCAAUUAUGGGACACCGUAACAAUGUACGCGAUAUUUCAGUCAGGAAUCUUUACCGAGCCUAAACUGUUGCCGUUCCCUUAUAUUUGUCGUCCAUUCUGGUCUCGAUAUCUUAUAGACAAGUUAAUGUAUACGACCGAACCGCUAACUCGGUCACUCCUUAUUAUCCGACAAGUUGCAAAGCGUAUUUUAGCUUUCCGCGGCGAAGACACUUGGGGUGAAAAACUGGAAAAGUGUAUUUUCGAGAUCUCCAAAAUUUGUAUGAAUACAAAAGAUCAUUACGGUGGAUGCUAUGUAACCUGGACGAUACCCCCAAUAAGAGACACUAGGGAGUCGACCAAGAUCAUGGAUCACGAUGAAGACUUCAUGCAGGCUCUAUUAACAGCUGCAGCUCUUACCAACGAAGUAAAAUUGGUGCAGGAGCUGCUUCCGUAUUUCCGAGAGUCACCACAUCUAAUUUCCCCUCCACGUGGAUACAAUAACACGUAAGUUGUCUACCUAUUAACCUAGGUUACUUGGUUAUCCGUUAGAAGGGGCUGCUUUCAAGGUAAAUGUUGAAAUAGUGCACAUAUUUUUAGACUUCAUCGAAGCAAACGUAGGAGAGGGUCUGCAAGAAGAAGUAGCGCAUGCCAUCGUCACCUCAGCACAGUUGUUUACCUACUGAAAAUGGGGUUUAAAGCCGAUCAUAUUUCGAUAUGCCAAGCUACUCGGCAUGGAAAUCUUCAUAUACUGCGGCUACUACUGGAAAACAUCGUUCACCACACUGUUGAUUGGGACGGUGCCCUACUACAGGCAGUGAGAAGUGAAAAUGAGUCGGCUUUCCGACUGUUGGUGGAAUCUGGAGCACCACUUCACGAGUGGGUUGAAAGUGAGGGACUACGUAUAGCGGAAGAAGAGGGCUUGGAAUCGAUGGUUAAUUUAAUUAAAGAGUACGAGUGGGAGAUACCACGCCUUGAAUUCAUAGAAAGUGUGGAAUCAAAACUGGCUUAAUGUCAGAUUAUCCACUUGACCAAAAGGUAACUUGUAAUGUCAUAAAAUGUCAUUACUUAUUAUAUGCGAC
Messenger RNA from Daldinia decipiens, 1226 nucleotides. RefSeq lists its product as uncharacterized. The transcript has a single exon. The record is from RefSeq and is a predicted model, not a curated record. Bases 41 to 655 code for a protein of 204 amino acids. Lineage: Eukaryota; Fungi; Ascomycota; Sordariomycetes; Xylariales; Hypoxylaceae.